AUGUUCACUCUUGAUCAAUUUCUUCAAAAUAAAACAUGGAAUCCGACAUUAGAGGAUGCUAAUGAAGCAGGUAAAAAGAUACUUCAUAUGCGUCUUCAAGCUAAACCUGGCACAACAGCUGAAAACUUGAAUAUUACACUUAGUGGACAUGAUUUACGUGUUAACUUCGAGAAUAAAGCCGGACCAGAAUACAAACAGGUAACAAUAUGGCCAACAGCUGAUCUAGAAAAACUUAAAACUGAACUAAGAGGAGAUGGAUUUCUUCAUAUCACAGUACCAAUAAAAGUUUGA
Messenger RNA from Rotaria socialis, 291 nucleotides. The record is from the annotation of a GenBank genome assembly. NCBI's taxonomy places the organism in Eukaryota, Metazoa, Rotifera, Eurotatoria, Philodinida, Philodinidae.